This is a messenger RNA of Salvelinus fontinalis (brook trout), 2335 nucleotides long. RefSeq names its product histone-binding protein RBBP4-like. Lineage: Eukaryota; Metazoa; Chordata; Actinopteri; Salmoniformes; Salmonidae. Gene Ontology annotation, biological process: regulation of gene expression. Gene Ontology annotation, cellular component: nucleus; NuRD complex; ESC/E(Z) complex. The record is from RefSeq and is a predicted model, not a curated record. The coding region runs from base 644 to 1813 and encodes 389 amino acids. Gene Ontology annotation, molecular function: histone binding. The transcript has 11 exons.
UCUGUAUAAUCUGUAACUGACAGUUAGAUUUACAGGAUCAGGUUAUGUCGUUGUUUUGUGUUUGAAUUGUGUAACUGACAGUUAGACUUACAGGUUAUGUCGUUGUUUUGUGUUUGAAUUGUUUACGUGUCCGCUGUGCGGGGAAAUGAUAAGACAAGCGGAACUACGUAGCUAAUAACUGUUGUAACGGGGAUUCGUAUUGUAGCAACACACUUUUGGAGGGAAGGCAAUCCUGCGCUGUGUUAGCUAAGUUUUCAUGUCAUUGGGUGUAGUUCAUAAGGUUUGAAACGUAGAUGUUAGGAUGGUAACGUUAUAAUAAUUAAGGAUGAAGCGUGAAUUCAUGCCAGGAAUAAUAAGUGUGAAGUUUGAUUUCCUCCCUUCUGUAAUAAGCAGCCAAUGAGUUCUCACGGAAGGUGAUAAUUCUGACUAAAUCUACAGAAUAAAGCCGCCAGUUAAAAUCAAGGAACGGUUGUGCUCGUGGUUACUGGAGGGAGCUACAUAAUCAAUGCUAUAAUCAAUGAUUCGCAUUACUGUAUAAUGCAGCAAUGUACAAGCAGCGUUUGAUGAUGCUGUGGAGGAGAGGGUGAUAAAUGAGGAGUACAAGAUAUGGAAGAAGAACACACCCUUCCUCUAUGACCUGGUGAUGACCCACGCCCUAGAGUGGCCCAGCCUCACUGCACAGUGGCUGCCUGAUGUCAACAGACCUGAAGGGAAGGAUUUCAGCGUACACAGGUUGGUUCUUGGCACACACACCUCAGAUGAACAGAAUCACCUGGUCAUCGCCAGCGUGCAACUGCCUAAUGACGAUGCUCAGUUUGAUGCCUCUCACUACGACAGUGAGAAAGGUGAGUUUGGAGGCUUUGGCUCAGUCAGUGGUAAGAUAGAGAUUGAAAUCAAGAUCAACCAUGAGGGAGAGGUGAACAGAGCCCGCCACAUGCCCCAGAACCCCUGCAUCAUUGCCACCAAAACCCCAACCAGCGACGUGCUUGUCUUUGACUACACCAAACAUCCCUCCAAACCAGAUCCAUCUGGAGAGUGUACCCCAGAUCUGCGUUUGAGGGGACACCAGAAAGAGGGCUACGGUCUCUCCUGGAACCCCAACCUGAGUGGCUGCCUCCUCAGCGCUUCUGAUGACCAUACUAUCUGUAUGUGGGAUAUCAGUGCCGUUCCUAAGGAGGGAAAGGUUGUAGACGCAAAGACUAUCUUUACUGGACACACAGCUGUAGUGGAGGACGUCUCCUGGCAUCUACUGCAUGAGUCACUCUUUGGAUCUGUAGCUGAUGACCAGAAACUCAUGAUUUGGGACACGCGAUCCAACAACACGUCCAAACCUAGCCAUGCUGUGGACGCCCACACUGCCGAGGUCAACUGUCUGUCCUUCAACCCCUACAGCGAGUUCAUCCUGGCCUCGGGCUCAGCAGACAAGACUGUGGCUCUUUGGGACCUGAGGAACCUGAAACUGAAGCUGCAUUCGUUUGAGUCUCACAAAGAUGAGAUCUUCCAGGUCCAGUGGUCUCCUCAUAAUGAAACCAUCCUGGCCUCCAGUGGCACAGACAGGCGACUCAACGUGUGGGACCUCAGUAAAAUCGGAGAGGAGCAGUCACCAGAGGAUGCUGAGGAUGGUCCACCUGAACUGCUGUUCAUUCACGGCGGUCACACGGCUAAGAUCUCUGACUUCUCAUGGAACCCCAACGAACCCUGGGUCAUCUGCUCUGUGUCCGAGGACAACAUCAUGCAAGUUUGGCAGAUGGCUGAGAACAUCUACAAUGACGAGGACCCAGAGGGAGCAGCAGACACUGAGGUCCAGGCAUGAGUGACAUCUGUCAAUCACACAACACCCCUCCCUUGAUCACAUCCUCAAAACAACCAUAUGUCUUUUUUUUAAAUGCACAAGAGUUGUUCUUUUGCAGUUUUGUAGAGGGAAACAUUAAGUGCUUGUUGUUUCACUAUCAUGGCAUCAAGGUUUUGCAUAUAUUUAUAUAAGAAAGGAUCCUACUGUUUGAUAUGGCGAUAAUGGUAGCUAUGCCAUUCUUUGGUCAAAUUUUUACCAGGGGGACAAGCACCACAGUUGAGUAGGCACCCAAUUAUUUUUUCUUUCAGGUUAAAUUAUGCUCAUAUUCUUAGAAACAUGAGUCAUUUAAACUAAUUUCCACAGUUUCAUUUUAUAAGAAAUUGUACAUAGAUUUAUUUUAUUCCCAUGAUAUCUGAAUCGUAGAUUUCCACAAUCAGCUUUCAAGCUGUAUGUAUAUCAUCCCUAUGUGUCUGUUUUCUUUGUAUGCUGCAUUGGAUUCCCAUGUUUUGUAAGUGUAUUCAUAAUAAAAAUGUAUUUACGGUA